AUGGCUCCGACAACCCUCGCAGACGCCUUCUCCCCCAUCUCCUCCGCGACCGCCCUCAUCGUGCCCGGGUCGCCUGCACUUGAGGUCUCUUACGCGAAGCUCACCGAGGAUGUGAAGGCCUUCCAGGCGCAAUUGGCCAAGGUUGGCGUGUCUGCGCAAGCAGCCGUCUCCAUUGCGCUGCCCAACACAUACGAGUUCAUCGUCUCCUUCAUUGCUGCAUCGUGGCAACGCGCAAUUGCAGCUCCCCUGAACCCGGCAUACAAGCAGUCAGAGUUCGAGUUCUAUAUCGACGACCUCAGCUCUGCGAUUGCUCUGGUUCCGAAGGGUGCAUUCGCGCAGGAUGCGGCUGCUGUAAGGGCGGCGAGGAAGUACCAGGCGGCGAUCGCUGAGUGCUACUACAACGGAAAGGAGGUCGUCUUGGACGUCAAGGAGACUGGCAAGCUUGCUGGAAAGACCUCGCCUGUGCUGUCUGCGCAGCCUGACGAUGUGGCCCUUGUGCUACACACCAGCGGCACCACUGGACGUCCCAAGGCAGUGCCACUUACGCACCGCAACCUUCUCCGCACCAUGCAGAACAUCCAAGGAACGUAUGAUCUGACACAUGAGGAUCGCACCAUGCUCGUUAUGCCUCUCUUCCACGUGCAUGGCUUGCUUGCUGGCUUCCUUGCGCCAUUGGCGUCCGGUGGUUCGGUUGUUGUGCCACCGAAGUUCUCCGCAUCCGAGUUCUGGAGAGACUUCCAGACGCACAAGGCCAACUGGUAUACAGCUGUGCCCACCAUCCAUCAGAUCUUGCUGAAGAGCCCAAUCCCGAGCCCACUACCUGCCAUUCGCUUCAUUCGAUCAUGCUCGUCUCCCCUCUCGCCGAAGACCUUCCACGAUAUUGAGCAGAACUUCAAAGCUCCUGUGUUGGAGGCUUACGCGAUGACCGAGGCGGCACACCAGAUGACGAGUAACCCUCUGCCACCUGGUCAGCGCAAGCCAGGCAGUGUGGGGCUUGGUCAAGGUGUUGAGGUCAAGAUCCUUGACGAUGCGGGUGACGAGGUUCUCCGGGGCAAGGAGGCUGAGAUCUGCAUCCGUGGUGAGAAUGUUACCAAGGGCUACUUGAACAACCCAACCGCAAACGCCUCGUCAUUCACCAAGGGGGGCUUCUUCCGCACUGGCGACCAGGGCAAGCAGGAUGAGGAUGGCUACGUAAUCAUCACAGGUCGCAUCAAGGAGCUGAUCAACAAGGGUGGAGAGAAGAUCAGCCCAAUCGAGCUUGACAAUGUGAUUGCGCAGCACCCUGUCGUUUCUGAGGCUGUCAGCUUCGCUCUGGAGGAUGAGAUGUAUGGCCAAGACGUCGGUCUUGCGGUUGUCGUCAAGGAAGGCCAGAACUUGUCUGCGGGCGAACUGAAGACAUGGUUGACCGAUCGCAUCGCCAAGUUCAAGCUGCCAAAACAGAUUUUCUUCACCGAUAUCAUGCCUAAGACGGCUACUGGCAAGAUCCAGCGACGCCUUGUUGCAGAAGCCAUGCUCAAGCAGCCCAAGGCCAAGAUCUGA
Molecule: messenger RNA, 1539 nt
Organism: Didymella exigua CBS 183.55
Lineage: Eukaryota; Fungi; Ascomycota; Dothideomycetes; Pleosporales; Didymellaceae
Product: 2-succinylbenzoate-CoA ligase
Exons: 2
Coding region: 1-1539 (512 amino acids)
Biological process (GO): fatty acid metabolic process
Molecular function (GO): medium-chain fatty acid-CoA ligase activity
Source: RefSeq, a predicted model, not a curated record